This is a messenger RNA of Cyclospora cayetanensis, 618 nucleotides long. RefSeq names its product thioredoxin domain-containing protein 9. Lineage: Eukaryota; Apicomplexa; Conoidasida; Eucoccidiorida; Eimeriidae. The transcript has 5 exons. Gene Ontology annotation, cellular component: cytoplasm. Gene Ontology annotation, biological process: microtubule cytoskeleton organization. The record is from RefSeq and is a predicted model, not a curated record. Bases 1 to 618 code for a protein of 205 amino acids.
AUGGCCACCAACAGGCAGUCCGGCACUUCUCUGAUAGAGAAGAAGGUGGAGGAACAAGUGCUGCGGGCUCUCCAGGAAAAGGAGGCUGCCCUCGAUGCAGCCAUUGAAGAGCAGCAUCGGCAGCAACAACAGCACCCACGCGAUUUUGAUGACGAGGAAUUAGAGCGACUUCGGCAGCAAAGGAGGAAGCAAAUGCAGGAGCAGAUGCAACACCUACAGGAUGGUCACGGGACUGUUACUGAGCUCCAUGACGAAAAGGAGUUUUUUUCGCUGGCUAAGAAGACUAAGCUUGUCGUACGCCUUCCGAACCACCCCACGCCGAACCAGCCCCUCUCCACGUGCAUGUGCUGCAGUGUUCUACUGCACGAACAGGUGUUGGCUCUGUGGCGAGACUUCAGUCGCAAACAUCUGUCCAUCAGAGUUUGCGCUAUCAACGCGGAGAAGGCCCCUUUCCUCACGGAUCGCCUGAAGAUCUGGUGUCUGCCGACGGCAGUACUCGUGCGAGAUAGCCAGACGCAACAUUCAAUCGUUGGGCUUGACGAAGUUGGAGGCGAACGCUUGAGUCUCUCGGAACUGGAAGACGCCAUGAGGAGACAUAAAAUGCUGCCUCCUGAAUAG